GGAAGGAGCCAUUGAAAUGACAGCCCACAAGCACUGGGUGCCCCUCCAAGGGCACAAGGGGAGCUGGGCGAAAAUGUUUCAUCUUCUCUAAACAGGGAGCGUGGCCAUCUGUCUGGUACCCACAUCCAGCCGAUUCUCCCAACCUCACAGGCUGCUUUGUUCUGAGGUGACACUAUCUGGGCCCCAUCCAUCCUUCCUCACAGCACCCUCAGCACCUUAAGCCUCCACCCCCAGCCACAUUUUGGGAGAAAGAUGGAGUCCAAGGUCUCAGAAGGUGGCCUGAAUGUGACCCUGACCAUCCGCCUACUAAUGCAUGGAAAGGAAGUCGGCAGCAUCAUUGGGAAGAAAGGGGAGACUGUGAAGAAGAUGCGUGAAGAGAGUGGCGCCAGGAUCAACAUCUCAGAAGGAAACUGCCCAGAGAGAAUUGUGACUAUCACAGGCCCAACAGACGCCAUCUUCAAGGCCUUUGCCAUGAUAGCCUACAAGUUUGAAGAGGAUAUCAUUAACUCCAUGAGUAACAGCCCUGCCACCAGCAAACCCCCGGUGACACUGAGGCUGGUGGUCCCAGCCAGCCAGUGUGGGUCCCUGAUCGGCAAAGGUGGAUCCAAGAUCAAAGAGAUCAGGGAGUCCACAGGUGCCCAGGUCCAGGUAGCAGGAGACAUGCUACCCAACUCCACAGAGCGGGCGGUGACCAUCUCAGGGACACCAGAUGCCAUCAUCCAGUGCGUCAAGCAGAUUUGUGUGGUCAUGCUGGAGUCCCCACCGAAAGGUGCCACCAUUCCCUACCGCCCAAAGCCCGCCUCCACCCCUGUCAUUUUUGCAGGUGGUCAGGCCUACACGAUCCAGGGACAGUAUGCCAUCCCCCACCCGGAUCAGUUGACCAAGCUCCACCAGUUGGCCAUGCAGCAAACCCCCUUUCCUCCCCUCGGACAGACCAACCCCGCUUUCCCCGGAGAAAAGCUGCCUUUACACUCCUCCGAAGAAGCUCAAAAUCUGAUGGGCCAGUCGUCAGGUCUGGAUGCCAGCCCUCCGGCCAGCACUCAUGAGCUCACCAUUCCCAAUGAUCUAAUAGGCUGCAUAAUUGGACGCCAAGGGACCAAAAUCAAUGAAAUUCGUCAGAUGUCCGGGGCUCAGAUCAAAAUCGCCAAUGCCACUGAGGGGUCAUCAGAGCGUCAAAUCACCAUCACAGGGACCCCGGCAAACAUCAGCCUUGCUCAGUAUCUCAUCAAUGCCAGGCUGACAUCCGAGGUCACCGGGAUGGGUGCACUUUAAUCCCACCCAGGACCCUCCAUCCUGCAUACCUGACGCUCAAGCCUGCAGUCUCACCGGCCGACUGCCCCUCCUCGUAAACAUGAAUAGAGCAUUUUCUUUACUAGCAGAGCCCACAUGUGCUAUGGAUACAGCACAGACAUCCACACCCCCACCCUGAGUUAGCUGUGCCCAUCCCUGAGUCCGCAUGCUGUGCUGGUUACUUUAAUGCUUCAUGGUAUUCCUGUGUGUGGCAUCUUAGAAACGUAUUCCUCAGUAUCAGUGUGACUGUCUGUUUUAAGAGCUGGCUGCUUUGGCAGUACCUCCUGUGACCUGCUCUCCUCCACACUUGGACACCCUGUUCUCGCUUAUCAUGCUGACUCAGUUUCCCCUCAGAGCCCUGCUGUCUGGGUUCACAUUUCUACCCCAAGUCAUGUGCUAGAGUCAGGGUGUCUUUCCUGCACCUACAGAGAGUGCCUGGGAGAGGAAGGGCUUGGGGGUGACCUGAAGAACAGGGUGGGGGCAGACGUUGCUGGUCUACUACCUGGAGUAUCUCAUGGUA
Messenger RNA from Octodon degus (degu), 1810 nucleotides. RefSeq names its product poly(rC) binding protein 3 (gene Pcbp3). NCBI's taxonomy places the organism in Eukaryota, Metazoa, Chordata, Mammalia, Rodentia, Octodontidae. The transcript has 15 exons. Gene Ontology annotation, molecular function: mRNA binding. Bases 253 to 1272 code for a protein of 339 amino acids. Gene Ontology annotation, biological process: regulation of gene expression; regulation of RNA metabolic process. Gene Ontology annotation, cellular component: cytoplasm; nucleus. The record is from RefSeq and is a predicted model, not a curated record.